Messenger RNA from Drosophila hydei, 1506 nucleotides. Its product is annotated as protein obstructor-E. Lineage: Eukaryota; Metazoa; Arthropoda; Insecta; Diptera; Drosophilidae. Gene Ontology annotation, cellular component: extracellular region. The record is from RefSeq and is a predicted model, not a curated record. The coding region runs from base 226 to 972 and encodes 248 amino acids. Gene Ontology annotation, molecular function: chitin binding. The transcript has 2 exons.
UCGCAGCUCAGCUCAACUCAUGCUCAUCAGCGUUGCUGUUGACGGCGCUUGCCAUUUUACCAGUUAAGAUCUGCGUUUUGUAUCUAUCGCAAAACAGUCGAAAUUGUCUGCUCGUUGGCUGCACAUCGCGCUCGCUGCUAGCCUCUAAACGUAACGUAGUGCCUAAGGACACUACACUUGAAGGAUAACCACCUACACACUCUCACACACACAUACACGUUCAAUAUGGCUAAAAUAAUUAUUAGUGCCUUUUUGUGUCUGGCCAUGUUUGGCUCGCUGGCCCUUGGCUCGCCCGAGUGUCCCACGCCCAAUGGACGCUUUGCAGCUGGUGAUCAGUGCGAUGCCUACACAGAAUGCCAGGAUGAUGUGCCAGUGGAGAAGCUCUGCCCAGACGGCCUGCUCUUCCACCAGCGCACCAAGACGACAGGCGAAUGCACCUAUGCCCCCUACUCCACCUGCAAGGAGCGCUCUCGCCUGCAGCCAGCCAAUGGCACAGAUGAGUGCCCACGUCAGUUUGGUUUCUAUCCCAAUGGAGACGAGACCAAGUGCGGUGUCUAUCGCAAUUGCGCCCAUGGUGUGGCCAGUCUGACCAAAUGCCCCGAAGGCUUGGCCUUCAACGAGGAGACCUACCAAUGCGACUGGCCCGAUCUAGUGGCCAACUGCAAUGCCGAGGCUUAUCUCGGCUUCAACUGCCCCGCGCCUGAGUUGGUCGAUGGCGUUGCACCCGAGGUGGAUGUCAGUCCCGAGGGUGAGCUGCGCUACUAUCGUCACCCGCAGACCUGCAAGAAGUACUUCGUCUGCGUCAAUGGACACCCGCGUCUCUACAACUGCGGCAAAUAUCUGGCCUUCAAUGCCCAGUCGAAGCUCUGCGACUUCUACAGUAAGGUGCCCGAGUGCUAUGCCCUGCUCAAGGAGAAGCAAAAGCUGAAGGCCGAGCGCAAGCUUCCCGCCUUGGAAAAGGCUCUGGUGUAAGCCCCAUAUCUCGGGAGUAAAGAGUUAACGUAGAGGCUGACUCUCAAAGAGGCUCCUUUCUAAGUGAACAGACUUGUGCAGCUACCUUACCGUACCCACUCGCACAGCUAACUUCUUUAUUGAAUAAAUAAAAAUACACACUAACGUGUUUUGUAUAUAAGUAUUUUCGUUUUAUUCUAUUAUUAGAAUGUCGCAAAUGUUAAUAUAAAGUCGAUGAUAUAUUUUAAGCUAAUUGUGGUUUAUGUUGUAGAGCCAAGCUGCUAAGAACCUUUAAACGACACACUGAACGUACUUUGACUUUGAUAUAGAGUUCUCGAUUAAUCCCUUCAGAGUACUAAACAAACACAAGGAUUUAACUAAAAGCAAAAAAGCAACUUUCAAAUCUUCAAAUUUAUUCUUUGCAUCCAUUAGACGGUCAUAUCCUCUCCCUCUGGGAUUAAUUAUGGAAUUGCGGUUGACAUUCAGUAAACUCGAAAACACAUAUCUUUUUAGAUUGCAGUCACAAGUCGAAAUAGGAAUGUUUCUUAACCCAUU